AUUUUGCAAAAGAUGUGAACUCAAAUGCAAAUAUAAAGGAAACAAAUUUGUUAUGACGGCGCGUGCGUCAGGCUCCGAGAGCAUCAUCUGAUCCUCUUCCUUCCUCGGUUCGCGUUUCUUUUUUUUUGUAUUGGAGUUUGAGCUUCUCAAGCUGAGUUUACCUCUUUGCUUAUUCGAUUCGAUUCCGUGGUGAUGGUGGAGAGACGGAGGAGUCCUCUGGUUCUAUCAUCCACCAGAGCCACACUCCGCUCUGUCCUCAAUUCGCUUCAACCCGACGAGACUCCGGGCAGACCCGAUUCGAUACGGCGGAACCUUACGUUGCCAGCUGGCAUUCUCAGGUGGCAAGGAGAAGGAGUAAAUGGUUCCGACUUAGAUGACUCAUCACUGGUCGGACUCUCCACUCAGCUGCUCAAGAGACUUUCCAUCAACUCUGGCUCUUUCGUUAUUAUCAGCAACGUUGACAUAGGCAUUCAACGGAUUGCGCAAGUUGUUGUACUUGAUCCUCCCAAGACGACGACUCUUCUUGAAGAAGAUGCAUCUCCCAUACACUCUCUUCACACGAUGCUUGUCUUCCCCACUUUUGAUUUGAUGACAAGUCAACAGUUACCAGACCAAGAGGUUGCUUACUUGUCUCCCAUGUUAGCUUUUAAUCUCAGCUUGCAUAUCUCCUGCCUCAAGUCCCUAGUCCAUCGAGGGAACGAGGUCUUGGAGAAGUAUUUUGUUGCUAGACUCGAUGAGGAGCUGGAUGAAUCGAAGAUUGGUUUGGAUUUGGAACCUGUGUCCCAAGUUCCAGGCUAUGCAUCACAUCUGAGGGUUUCUUUCGUUAAGAUCCCCGAGUGUGGUACCAUUCAGUCACUGGUGGUCAAUUCUUCACUUGAAGAUGAAGAGCGACAGGGGUUGAUAGAUUCCGCUUUGCAUAAGUAUUUUGGAAUUGAUAGACAGCUGUCAAGAGGCGAUGUGUUUCGAGUUUUCAUUGAAUGGAACUGUUGUUCUAGCAUUUGUGUUCCGUGUACUCAAGGGUUAGGAGGCUCCAAAAGCGAAGACUUUAUCUAUUUCAAGGUCAUUGCGAUGGAACCUUCUAAUGAGAGGUUUCUUCGAGUCAAUCACUCCCAAACCGCUCUUGUACUUGGAGGAACGGUCUCUUCUGGUCUUCCACCAGAUUUGCUUGUUUCUAGUUCAAAGGUUCCUAUCCCUUUGCAGGAGGACACAGUAAAUAUAUUGGCCUCGGUGCUUUCCCCACCUCUCUGCCCAUCAGCACUCUCCUCAAAACUCAGGGUUGCUGUUUUACUCCAUGGUCUGCCAGGGUGCGGGAAGAGAACUGUUGUUAACUAUGUAGCCAGAAGGUUGGGCCUGCAUGUAGUUGAGUAUAGCUGCCACAGUUUAUUAGCAUCCUCUGAAAGGAAAACAUCUACUGCUUUGGCCCAGACUUUUAAUAUGGCACGAAGGUACGCACCAACGAUACUUCUGCUCCGCCAUUUCGAAGUUUUUAAAAAUCUAGGAUCUCAGGACGGCUCACAGGGUGAUCGAGUUGGCGUGGCCUCUGAGAUUGCAUCGGUUAUUAGGGAACUCACUGAGCCAGUUUCUAAUGGUGAAUACAGUUCCAUGGAAGAGGAGUCGAAUAGCAAUUCCUCUGUAGAUGAAGUUGGGAAGUUUAGGGGACACCAGGUGCUGUUAAUCGCAUCUGCUGAAAGCACUGAAGGUCUCUCUCCGACAAUCAGGCGUUGCUUUAGCCAUGAGAUACGGAUGGGUUCUCUAAACGACGAGCAGAGAUCUGAGAUGCUGUCUCGGUCCCUCCAAGAUGUUUCUCAACUCCUCAAUACCAGCUCAGAUGAAUUUGUGAAAGGAUUGGUUGGACAGACUUCUGGUUUCCUCCCUCGGGACUUGCGUGCUCUUGUAGCUGAUGCUGGCGCCAACUUAUUCAUCAGUAAAGAGUCCGAGACUGAGAAGAUUAAUCCUCUGUCGGGUGAUCCUCUUGGAGUUGAUGUAGACCAGCCAAGUCAAUUAGGUAACACCACUGAGACACAAACAGCUAAAGAUGACUUCACUAAAGCUUUAGACCGAUCAAAGAAGAGAAAUGCAUCAGCCCUUGGUGCUCCUAAGGUUCCGAAUGUGAAAUGGGAUGAUGUUGGUGGGCUUGAGGAUGUGAAGAGUUCGAUAUUGGACACAGUUCAGUUACCUCUCCUGCAUAAAGAUUUAUUUUCAUCUGGACUACGUAAACGUUCUGGUGUACUUCUCUAUGGACCUCCAGGAACUGGGAAAACUUUACUGGCAAAAGCUGUGGCGACAGAGUGUUCCUUAAACUUCCUCAGUGUAAAAGGCCCAGAGUUGAUCAACAUGUAUAUUGGCGAGUCAGAGAAAAAUGUUCGAGAUAUUUUCGAAAAGGCGAGAUCAGCACGGCCGUGUGUGAUCUUCUUUGAUGAGCUGGAUUCACUUGCUCCAGCACGAGGUGCUUCUGGUGAUUCAGGAGGAGUGAUGGACCGAGUGGUCUCUCAGAUGCUUGCAGAGAUCGAUGGACUCAGCGAUUCUUCACAGGAUCUGUUCAUUAUAGGAGCAAGCAACAGACCUGACCUGAUUGAUCCAGCUCUUCUACGACCUGGCAGAUUCGACAAACUUCUUUAUGUUGGAGUCAACGCUGAUGCGUCUUACAGAGAAAGGGUACUAAAAGCACUUACUAGGAAAUUUAAGUUAAGCGAAGAUGUAUCGCUUUAUUCAGUAGCAAAGAAAUGUCCGUCUACGUUCACUGGCGCUGAUAUGUAUGCAUUGUGUGCCGAUGCUUGGUUUCAAGCAGCUAAGCGAAAGGUGUUAAAUUUGGAUUCAGGGGAUGGUUCUCUUCCAGAAGACGAUCCGGACUCUGUUGUUGUAGAGUUUGUGGAUUUUAUAAAGGCAAUGGAUCAGCUUUCACCAUCACUCUCCAUAACUGAACUGAAGAAGUACGAGGCACUUCGAGACCAGUUCGAAGGCCGUUCCAGCUAAAAACUCCUCAGCAUACAAAUUACAGAGCUGAAGCUUUUUUUUUUAAUGAUAAUAAACCCAUCAAAAGGUCUCUUAUAUGUCAACAUGCUCAAAUUCCUUAUGAAUAUAUAAUCAGGUCUGUUAUAGAAAUUGAAGUUUGUUUACAAAACUGUUAAAUGUCCCUCUCUUAUACACUAAGUUCGGUUGAUUUGUUUC
Raphanus sativus (radish) is the source of this 3168-nucleotide messenger RNA. RefSeq names its product peroxisomal ATPase PEX6. The transcript has 13 exons. Gene Ontology annotation, cellular component: peroxisomal membrane; cytosol. Bases 193 to 2973 code for a protein of 926 amino acids. Gene Ontology annotation, biological process: protein import into peroxisome matrix. NCBI's taxonomy places the organism in Eukaryota, Viridiplantae, Streptophyta, Magnoliopsida, Brassicales, Brassicaceae. Gene Ontology annotation, molecular function: ATP hydrolysis activity; ATP binding. The record is from RefSeq and is a predicted model, not a curated record.